AUGAAAUACUAUUACGCUUUCUUUAUAUUUUUCGUUGUUGUAUAUAUCAAAUGGGAUGAUUUGCAAAAUCUUAAUCAAAUCGAGUAAAUAAAGGAUGUUGAAGAAAAAAAUAAAAAAUUGGCAGAGUUUGUUGAUGGAAGAUAAAUCCAUGAUUUAAUUUUUCUGUACACUUUGAAAAUGAUCGAUUCUAAUCUUAAGACAGCUUAUUAUACAUUGGAGGACACAGUGACGUCACUUUCUAAUUUACCAGCUCUGCUUUAUAAUAGAAUAACCAGAGACUCUAGAAUUUAAGUCAAAAGUAUUCCAUCUCAAAUAAACUUUGCCAAUUACUUUGGUGGUGCCACCAUUCUCACAAAAAGCAAAUAAUUAGUUGGAGUAGAUAAUAUUCUGGUGGAUAAUCAAGAAACGUACUUACAUUCUGAUUUCAAUUUAGUUACAUGAUCACGGAAUGCAAUCAAGAGAGAUUGUUUUUUAUCAUCUGUUUAAAGGAAGAGAUCCAACUAGAGACAAUCUACUUUAUUAAUAAAGAGUUUUAUUCCUCAACAAUAAAGAAUUUCAAGGUAUCAUUUAAGAAUAUUCAUUUUUCUCAAGGUUUUCGGGAGCAUCGUAUAUCCUACUUAGGCAUGGGAUUUUUUGUAAGCAUUUGAAUCAGAGGAUGUAAAUGAUUGGCAAAGCUUUGAAUUUGAAUCGCAUUUUCUUAGAUACUUAAAAAUUGAGAUCAUAGAUUUUCAUCAAGCUGAGUAUCAUUGCACUCUGACAUAAAUAAGGUAUUUAGGUUACGAUAUCACAUUUAGAGUUUUUGGAUAAACAGUUAUUGGAGAUCUUAUACAAUCUCACAAAAGAUAUAAAUUACAAUUGCCUAAAAUUGAACCAAUUAAGGAGGAAAUUAAAUAGCCGCAACGAAUUAAGAUGCCAUGUAGUGAGAUAAUCAGCACUUACUCAAGUACUAAUAAUUCUACAUGCAGCUACUUCGAUUACAUAUUUGAUACACAAUAGUCUCGUAUUGAUGAGAUUGAGAAUCAGAAUCAAUAUUUGGAUGUGAUUCCUUUCGAAUCUAAUUAAUCCUUAUUUAAAGUGACUGCUUAAAACAUAGUUAUUUUAUCGCAUAAUCUUCAAUUGUUGAAAGAAUAACUGUAAUCUAUCCGUAAUCACAAGAUGAAGGAGAAAUAAAAUUAAAAAUAACAUGAUUACAUUUAAUAGUAAUUAUUAUAUGAACUCAGUCAAUAACAAAGCAUCAAUAAGAAUUUAGAGGAAUAAAUCAAAAAAUUAUAUAUUCUUACUGAUAUUUGUGUAAUAUUAAUAUGUAUUAUCUUAAUUAUGGGAAUUUGCUGGAUUUUGAGAAACAAGUAAAACCACCAUAAUAACAACAGAAAUCAAUAGAUUGUUAUCUAAAAUCAGAAGAAUAUCCCUGAUAUUACUACAUUGACUCCAAUUUUGGUGAAUGGGUAUUCGACCAAUAAUGAUGAGAAUUGUCAUCACAUAGUGAAGAGUUAGAGCAAUAAUAACAAUCAGAGAAACAAGAAAAAGAGCAAUUUUGUUAAUUGAUUUAUUUUAUUACUAUUUUAUUUAAAGAAUUAAAAUAUUUAAUUCAUAAAUAAUUAAUGUUCCCUAGUAAAUUGUAUGAUUUACAAUUAACUCCUUCGCUAAAUAAGUUUAAUUCUGAUUUUUAAAGUGCUAAAUUGAUUGAGUCAUUUAGACAACUAUUGAUUGAGGACGAUAAGGAAAUAGUCACAUCCGCUAUGGUAUAGUGCUUAAAUCAAAAAGUUAGGAUCUAAUGAAAGCAAUUUCGUAUUCUCUGUAUGGCACAUGGUUUUAUUGGAAAGCUCUGAGCGAUAUUUGUCAAGGGGACGAUCUCAACACCAUAAGUUAAUAAUUGGAGAGAAAAAUCAUUAUUUAUGAUAUUUGUGAAGUUGAAGAUUUGAAAUGCCAGGUGAUUAAUUUUGGGUACAAGAAACGCAUAUAUUUGGCUCGAUAUUUAAAUUACUUUUAUGUGGUGGGCAAAAAGGGCACAUCUGAAAAGCAUAAGCUGGUAAAGGAUAUCUUGAUGGAUGUGAUCAAUGAGAUAAUAGGGUUGCCAAUUAGAAGACAUAAACGAUCUUAUUCUGAUGCUUUAAAGUAUCUUUCAGAUUAAAAGGAUAACCGAACGAACAAGUUGAAUAUAAAAAAUGUGCCUCUGUCUCCCUCAAACAUAUCACGAACAAGUUUACAAAUGCAAUUGUUGGAUGAGGUCAAUCAAGAGAGUGAUCUUCUCUUGAAGGAAUGCAAUUCGUUGAUUAAUACUCCAACAACUUAGAAUGAUCUUUUGCAAUCACUUAAUUUAAAUUUACAAGAAGGCACUAAUAUAUUGUCUAAUGUAAAUGUAUUAAAAUCAUGUAUAGAUCAGGUAUUUUGGGACUCUGAAGUUUUAUGACGAAGCAAGAUCUUAUGGCUUCAUAAUAAUGGACAUGGAUGGAAGUGAUUUGUUUGUUCAUUGUGAUGAUCUGACUAAAGCAGGCAUGUCGAAGGACUUCUUGAGAACAGCUAAGCAUGGAAAUAUAAUUAGAUUUUCCUUUCUUAUUCUUGAAUACUUUGGAAAAUACAACAAAAGUAGAAAAGCAGUCGAUUUGCAGUUUAUUCAAGGUCAACCAUAUUUCAUGUGA
This is a messenger RNA of Paramecium octaurelia, 2639 nucleotides long. Lineage: Eukaryota; Ciliophora; Oligohymenophorea; Peniculida; Parameciidae. The record is from the annotation of a GenBank genome assembly.